AUGAUGGGUAGCACACCGGUGCAGAAAGGACUGCUUGCUCUGUGUAUUCUUCUGAUCCUGGGUGGCCUUGGGCUCACAAUCGCUGGAGUUUUCUCACCUGCAUGGCAAGUCGUUGAUAUUCGCGAAUUCCGGGCGGAGCAUCAAGUAAGCUUUUAUAAGUUUGUUUAUGAGCGUUUUGCACCCCGUAUUAUAAAGACGCAUUAUGAUGGGAAUGUGCCUGUGUAUACACGCAUUCGUGUUUAUGCGAUAACAUCAGGACGACUUCGCCUUGAAGCCUUAUUAGCAAUUAAUCUCUGA
Molecule: messenger RNA, 297 nt
Organism: Gongylonema pulchrum
Lineage: Eukaryota; Metazoa; Nematoda; Chromadorea; Rhabditida; Gongylonematidae
Source: the annotation of a GenBank genome assembly